AUGGUCGAACCGGUGACAAUAACUAUUGUGCUUACUGUAUUAAGUGUUGUAAAAUCAGGUUUUGAGACGUUGCAAGAAUGGUUUCGUCGAAAGCCAACGCGAACUACAACAACAACAACAACAACUACAGCACCACUCCAACUGAAUAUAGUCCGAUCAGAUGUGAUUACUGAAGAUAUGAGAGCACAUUCGAAAGAAAAAGAUGAAACUACAACGAGAGUAACAACUACAUCAUUAUUGUCAUCUGACAUGACUCUUAUUUUGAUAAUCUGUAUGGGCAUUCUUCUUGCAAUUUUAGUGUAUUAUUACUUUCGAAAGCGAGCGAAACUGAAUGAUAAAUUCGAUCGAGACUGGGAUUCUCCAUCUAGUCCAGUAUCACGAUGA
Messenger RNA from Adineta ricciae, 384 nucleotides. NCBI's taxonomy places the organism in Eukaryota, Metazoa, Rotifera, Eurotatoria, Adinetida, Adinetidae. The record is from the annotation of a GenBank genome assembly.